AUGGAGUCGUCGUCGUCGGGCGGCGGGCUGGCGCGGCGGCGGAGUAGCGGCGGCGGCGGCAGCAGCGGCCGGGGCAGCUGCGACGCUGACCCGUUCGACAUCCCCGCGAAGGGCGCACCCCUCGAGCGGCUCAGGAAGUGGAGGCAAGCAGCCCUUGUGCUGAAUGCGUCAAGGCGCUUUAGGUACACUCUCGAUUUGAAAAAGGAGGAACAAAAGGAGGAAAUCAGGAGAAAAAUCCGUGCACAGGCACAUGUUAUAAGGGCCGCUUUUCGUUUCAAAGAGGCUGGCCGAAUCCAUGUUCAGUCUGAAGAAACAAAAGUACCAAGUGCUGAUGGUGCACUUGGCUUUGGAAUCAAAGAAGACCAGCUUACAGCACUGACAAGGGAUCACAACUACUCUGGUCUGCAGCAAUACGAAGGGGUUUCUGGUGUAGCACAUAUGCUAAAAACCGAUACAGAGAAGGGGAUUAGUGGAGAUGACUCCGAUUUGAUGGCAAGGAAAAAUGCAUUUGGAUCAAACACAUAUCCUCGUAAGAAAGGAAGAAGCUUUUGGGCUUUCGUGUGGGAUGCUUGUAAAGAUUUGACGCUAAUCAUCCUCAUGGUUGCUGCUGCUGUUUCACUGGCCUUGGGCAUAACAACAGAGGGCAUAAAAGAAGGAUGGUAUGAUGGAGCGAGCAUUGCCUUUGCUGUUCUUCUAGUUGUAUUUGUUACAGCUAUCAGCGACUACAAGCAAUCACUGCAAUUCCAAAAUCUGAAUGAAGAAAAACAGAACAUUCGUUUGGAGGUUGUUAGAGGUGGAAGGCGAAUCAUGGUAUCAAUAUAUGAUUUGGUUGUUGGAGAUGUUGUCCCACUCAAAAUUGGUGACCAGGCACACAAAGAUCAGAAGUCACCAUUUCUAAUGUCAGGUUGCAAAGUUGCCGAUGGCUAUGGCACAAUGCUGGUAACUGCUGUUGGAAUCAACACUGAAUGGGGAUUGCUGAUGGCAAGCAUAUCUGAAGAUUCGGGUGAAGAGACACCACUUCAGGUUCGUUUGAAUGGUGUCGCUACUUUCAUUGGAAUGGUUGGACUGUCUGUUGCCCUUGCAGUUCUGGUUGUACUUUUGGCCAGGUACUUCACUGGGCAUACUUAUAAUCCUGAUGGAUCUGUGCAAUAUGUGAAAGGGAAGAUGGGUGGUGUAGGCCAGACGAUACGUGGAGUAGUUAGAAUAUCCACAGUGGCUGUCACCAUUGUGGUCGUGGCAGUUCCAGAAGGACUACCAUUAGCUGUCACACUGACGCUUGCUUUCUCAAUGCGCAAAAUGAUGAAGGACAAGGCUCUGGUGAGGAGGCUUUCUGCGUGUGAAACGAUGGGGUCUGCCUCAACAAUCUGCAGUGACAAGACUGGCACCUUGACUUUAAAUCAGAUGACUGUUGUUGAGGCAUAUUUUGGUGGAAAGAAGAUGGACUCACCUGAUAAUGCUCAGAUGUUAUCUGCUGAUCUCACAUCGCUGAUUGUUGAAGGAAUUGCACAGAACACUUCUGGAAGCAUAUUUGAGCCAGAGGGUGGUCAAGAACCGGAGGUGACUGGAUCACCUACAGAAAAGGCUAUACUGUCUUGGGGGCUAAAGCUGGGUAUGAAAUUCAAUGAAACAAGAUCGAAGUCAUCUAUUCUUCAUGUAUUUCCUUUCAACUCAGAGAAAAAGCAAGGCGGGGUUGCGGUGCACCUGGGUGGCUCUGAGGUCCAUAUACACUGGAAAGGAGCAGCUGAAAUUAUUUUGGAUUCAUGCACAUGCUGGGUUGACACUGAUGGUUCAAAGCAUUCAAUGACUCCAGAAAAAGUUGCUGAAUUCAAGAAAUUCAUUGAAGAUAUGGCUGCUGCUAGCCUCCGCUGUGUUGCGUUUGCCUAUAGAACUCAUGAGAUGGAUGAUGUUCCAGACGAAGAUCACAGGGAAGAGUGGAAACUGCCUGAAGAUAACCUGAUUAUGCUUGGAAUUGUGGGAAUAAAGGAUCCCAGCCGUCCAGGAGUUCGAGAUUCUGUUCGUUUAUGUCAAGCAGCUGGCAUUAAGGUGCGCAUGGUUACUGGUGAUAAUCUCCAAACUGCAAGAGCCAUUGCCCUGGAGUGCGGGAUAGUUGAUGAUCCCAAUGUGUCAGAGCCUGCCAUCAUUGAAGGAAAAACAUUCCGGGCGCUGUCAGACUUAGAAAGGGAGGAAGCUGCUGAAAAAAUCUCUGUGAUGGGGAGGUCUUCACCAAAUGAUAAACUUUUACUUGUUAAGGCACUGAGGGCAAGAGGUCACGUUGUUGCUGUUACUGGAGAUGGCACAAAUGAUGCCCCAGCAUUGCACGAGGCAGAUAUUGGUCUAUCAAUGGGCAUUCAGGGAACUGAAGUUGCCAAGGAGAGUUCUGAUAUUAUUAUCUUGGAUGACAAUUUUGCAUCAGUCGUGAGGGUUGUCAGAUGGGGUCGUUCAGUGUAUGCAAACAUACAGAAAUUUAUACAGUUCCAACUAACGGUCAACUUCGCAGCUCUGAUAAUCAAUGUAGUUGCGGCCGUCAGUUCUGGAAACGUGCCGUUGAAUGCUGUUCAGUUGCUGUGGGUUAACCUAAUUAUGGACACUUUGGGUGCCCUUGCAUUGGCGACAGAACCACCUACGAACCAUCUAAUGGAGAGACCCCCAGUAGGGAGAAGGUUUGUUCUUGUGCAUGUGCUAUAUUUGCUCAUCUACCAUCUCAUGGAGAGACCCCAGUAG
Messenger RNA from Miscanthus lutarioriparius, 2721 nucleotides. NCBI's taxonomy places the organism in Eukaryota, Viridiplantae, Streptophyta, Magnoliopsida, Poales, Poaceae. The record is from the annotation of a GenBank genome assembly.